Messenger RNA from Aspergillus lentulus, 540 nucleotides. NCBI's taxonomy places the organism in Eukaryota, Fungi, Ascomycota, Eurotiomycetes, Eurotiales, Aspergillaceae. The record is from RefSeq and is a predicted model, not a curated record.
AUGGUACUUUUUGCUAGACUUCUCAUUCUGGCCUUGACUGCUGCCGCCACACCUAUCCUUCGUCGUGAUGCUAGUACGGUUGAGAACGAUAUAACGCAAAAAAUCGGCCCGCAAAUUACAAAACUUAACAACGACGUCAAUGGUUUCCCCGCUAGUGGUUUAACCGGAGCACAGACUAUCCACAACGAUUUUCAGACUCUUGCUACUAUUGUGGCUGCUACGACUGACGAUAUCAAAUCCACCGGCUCCUUUAGCAUCACAGCUGGAACUACUAUUCUUGCCGAUGUCCAACUGCUAGUCCCCACGCUCUCGGCUACAUUGGUUGCUAUUGGAUCUCAAGAACCUUCUUGGGCAGCUAUUCCAGGGGGCAGUGAACUGGUUUUUAGCGAUCUCCAGUCUCUCAAAGCGGCCUUCAACAACUUCAGCAAUGCUUUGGCAGCAGCAUCGCCCUUUCUUCUAAAAGCCGGGAGUAUCGCAAUUCAGACUCAGAUGCUCGGUGCCUUCGACACUGCAAUAGCCACCUACUCCGUCUCCGUCUAG